Messenger RNA from Cokeromyces recurvatus, 1944 nucleotides. RefSeq names its product SNF2 family N-terminal domain-containing protein. Lineage: Eukaryota; Fungi; Mucoromycota; Mucoromycetes; Mucorales; Mucoraceae. The coding region runs from base 1 to 1944 and encodes 647 amino acids. The record is from RefSeq and is a predicted model, not a curated record. Gene Ontology annotation, molecular function: metal ion binding; ATP binding; ATP-dependent chromatin remodeler activity. The transcript has 13 exons.
AUGAAAACACAAGCAAAAGUUAUAAAGCAGCAUAAAGAAUUAGAAACUAUUUGGGAUGAUCUUGAACAAAUUAAAGCUGAAAAAGUAGUUCCUAUUGAACAGCCUUCUGAGUUAACUUUACAACUUUUACCUUUUCAAAAAUAUGGCGUUGGUUGGAUGCGUAGACAAGAAAAGAUGGAAACUUUUAAUGGUGGUAUAUUAGCUGAUGAAAUGGGCAUGGGUAAAACAAUUCAAACAAUAGCCUUACUACUAACUGAUAAAAAGAAACCUAAUUUGGUUAUUGCUCCUACUGUUGCUGUUCUUCAAUGGAAAAAUGAAAUUGAAAAGCAUACUAAUAAUGCUCUUUCUGUCUUUGUCUAUCAUGGUGCUAAUAGACCAAAGGAUCCUGAGUUCCUCAAACAAUUCGAUGUGAUAUUAUCUACUUAUUCUAUUAUGGAAACAUCUUUUAGACGUCAAGAAUAUGGUGUUACCAGAAAAGGAUCAAAUAGUAUUUUUAAAGAAAAGUCUGUAUUACAUAGAAUUAAUUGGCAUCGUGUCAUUUUAGAUGAGGCACAUAAUAUUAAAGAUAGAUCAUGUAAUACUGCUAGAUCAGUGUUCCACAUUAAUAGUAGAUAUAAAUGGUCUUUAACAGGUACACCUCUUCAGAACCGUGUAGGCGAAUUGUAUUCUUUGAUUCGUUUUAUGCAAGCAGAUCCAUUUGCUUAUUAUUAUUGUAAGCAAUGUCCUUGUAAAGAACUGAAUUGGAAAUUCUCUAAUAAACGAACUUGUGAUUCAUGUGGCCAUACUCCUAUGAAUCAUGUUUGUUGGUGGAAUAAUGAAGUACUUAAACCAAUUCAAAGUCAAGGAUAUUUAGGCGAUGGUCGUAUAGCGCUUAAAAAGUUAAAUUUAUUAUUAGAUAGGAUUAUGUUAAGAAGAACAAAAAUAGAGUGUGCUGAUGAUCUUGGCUUACCACCUCGAUCUGUUAUCAUUCGACGUGAUCUCUUUAGUGAAGAAGAAGAAGAUGUGUAUACUUCUUUAUAUUCUGAUGUAGCUCGUACUUUCACCACUUAUGUAGAACAAGGCACUGUAUUGAACAAUUAUGCUAAUAUUUUUGAAUUAUUAAUGAAAAUGCGUCAAUGUGCGGAUCAUCCUGAUCUUGUCACAAAGAAAUCAUCAGAUAAUAAGCAAUUAGUGUGUAUGCUAUGUAGCGAUCCUCCAGAGGAUGCAGUUAGAGCAAAUUGUAAACAUGUCUUUUGUAGAGAAUGCUGUAUUCAGUAUUUAAAUAGUUUUGAUGACCAUGAAACAAGUGAACGACCACGUUGUCCUUCUUGUUUUGCUGAUUUUUAUGUUGAUCUCUCUCAACCUACUAUCGAGAUUGAAGGUGAUAAUAUGGGUGAAAAUGCCAACUACUCUAAAUCAAGUAUUGUUAAUCGUAUUAAUAUGGAUAAAUGGAGAAGUUCUACAAAGAUUGAAGCUCUCUUUGAGGAACUUUCUAAUUUGAGACGUGAAGAUAAGACAAUCAAAAGUAUCGUAUUCUCUCAAUUUGUUAAUUUCUUGGAUCUUGUAUAUUGGAGACUGUCUCGUGCAGGUUUUGAAUGUAUUCGAUUAGAUGGCACAAUGACUCCUGAUCAAAGAGAUGCUGCUAUUCAACGAUUUAUGACAAAGCCAACUGUUACCGUCUUUCUUAUUAGUCUUAAAGCAGGUGGUGUUGCUUUAAAUUUAACCGAAGCUAGUCGUGUAUUUAUUUGUGAUCCUUGGUGGAAUCCUGCCAUGGAUCGUAUUCAUAGACUUGGUCAACAUAGACCCAUUCGAAUUACAAGAUUAAUCAUUGAAAAUAGUAUUGAAAGUCGUAUUGUUCAAUUACAAGAAAAGAAACAAGCUUUAGUUGAUAGCACUGUUGGUAAAGAUUCAAAGGCUCUUGAUAAAUUAACGGUAGAGGAUUUAAGAUUCCUUUUUGUAAUGUAA